UAUAUGUCUAUAUCAAUGAAUUAUUGUAAUAUUAUUUAUACAUGAAUAUUACGUCAAGUUAAAUGUUGUUUGAUUGAUACUAUGUGGCCAAUCUUAAUAAUGGUUUAAGAUGAGUUGUUUCAAAGAGGAUUGUAGUUGCGAAGACAUUUUUUUUUAAAUUUAUACCGUAAAGUUAUACUGUGUCAUCGCCAGGAAGGAUGAAACAAGUACGACCGUGUUUCAAUGGUAACCACCUAAGACUAAUUUGUCAAUAAAAUUGAACUUUUUUCGAUUUAUUUUAUAAUAUUCUGUUGCAGAUAUUUAAGUUAUGUAUUAUACUUGAUAGUAUAUAAAAAAAAUAAUACUUAUUUUAUUUAUAUUAUUUUUAUUAAAACUCUGUGUACAUCCUUCUUUGAAUAUGAUUCAAUUACAACAUAGUAUUAUAUAAUAACAGCCAAAUACGCGAUCUUAUUCAAACAACAACUCAACAAAUAUUAAUUUUGAAAAAAUGUUGUAUUUCAAACACGUAUUCGGAAUAUUAACACUUCAAACUGGCACAAUUGUAUUGAGCUCACUAUUUAUCACGCUGGCUAUAUGUGUUUUAUUAGUGAACGCAUUGGCACUCGACACAGAAGCGCCACUAGCCUGGAUUGUUAUGUUCCUGUUUAUUGUUUAUAUGAUCGUGAUUUGGUUAAUAUCUUUUUAUGGUGCAUACGAAGAAUCGCAGAACGGGAUUACCGUAGCAACUAUUUUGUGGACAAUUUAUAUAAUAAUAUGGCUGAAAUUGGUUAUCUAUUCGUAUAUAGAUGCACAGGCUAUAUGUAUUGAGGAUAGAUGUCCAGAUGUGAUAUGGCUAUUAAGCAACCCUUGGCAUAAAAAACAGGAAGAAUGUAAUAAGGUUUUUCCAAAUUCUUCAAAAUCUAAUAAUCAAUCCCUAUAUGAAAAAAAGAACAAACCUCAAAUGUAUGAUGAUAGGAUAAAAAUUGAGAAAAAAAGAGAAAAAAUACAACUUGUAACUACAGCUAAAAUUUCACAUUAUGCAACAGUACCAUUUGCGAUGUUUGAAAAAUAUAAAAAUCAGUCAGAUAUCAAAACCAAUGAAGUAAAAUUAGUGCUUAAAAAAUGUAUUGGAACGCCUACACCACACAAUAACCAAGGGUGUAUGUUUGUAUCAAUAAUAGUGUUAUUACUGUAUUUACAAUUAAUACUAUUUUCUUGGAUGAUUCUAAUUAGUUAUCGAGAAGAAAUCAUACUCCAGAGAAAUAUUGCAAACAAUAAUAAUUAGUAAUAGGUAGUUGGUUGAUUUUCAUUCAAAUCAUAAUAAAUAAUUACUACCUAUAUAUUUUAUUUAAAUUAUUUUUUGUAUUUACAUUUGAAUAUUAUAUUUUAUUUAUUAAUGAAUUAAAUACCAUGACCUGCAGUGGCGAUAUAAACUUUUCUUUUUCGAAAAAGAACCAUAAUUUUUUUACUGAACAUAACGCAGAUGGUUUUUUUUUAUAUGUUGAGGCAUUUGAACUAAAUUCGAAAAAGUGGUUUAUUAAUUAAUAGUAAUUGUAAAAAUAAUUAAAGUCUAUGAUAACAAUUUUAAAAACAGGGGGACUAUGAUGAAUUUCAUAAUAAUUUGUUUAAAACGUCUGAGAACAAUAAGUACUAGAUUACAUUGUAUAUAUUUUAAAUCUGUGAACAGCGUUAAAUUUAUUGAUCUAUUAUAUUUUACUGAUUGGUUUAAGACAAAUGACAUUAUAAUAAAAAUGUAAAAACAUAAAUAAUUAAUUGUUUGUAUUAAUGUUAUUCCGUUUGUACGUUUAGAUAGUGGGAUGUAUAGUAAUAAUAAAGUGUGUUUGUAAUGGAAGUGUAAACAAUCCAUAACAUCUCGAUUUUAACCAGUUAAAAUUAAAGAGCUUCUCAUGGAUUUUUAUAUCUAAUGUUUUCAUAUGGGAUCGGAAACUUAAAUAUGAUAGUUACCUACCUAAAGCAUUUGUUUAGCACAACGUUGUUUUACUAUAAUAAUAUGUAUAAAUUAUAAUACCUAUGAUAAUCACAAAAUCUAAAACUGAAUUAUUUUAUAACUUGAGGUAAUUUAUAAGUGAAA
Molecule: messenger RNA, 2071 nt
Organism: Acyrthosiphon pisum (pea aphid)
Lineage: Eukaryota; Metazoa; Arthropoda; Insecta; Hemiptera; Aphididae
Exons: 6
Coding region: 488-1264 (258 amino acids)
Source: RefSeq, a predicted model, not a curated record